AUGAAGCUCAUAGUGGUUGGAGCUACAGGUUUAGUGGGAAGUGAGAUAAUCAGACAAAGCUUGGAGAUCGACGAUAUCACAGAAGUUAUUGCUUUGGCUCGAAAAUUUGUACAAGUCGAGAAGAACAGUCCUUCUUCUAAGUUGACGAACGUGAUCGUUCGUGACUAUGCCGAGUAUCCAGAGGAUGUCAAGGCUAAGUUAUCUGGCGCAGACGCAUGUAUUUGGACUGUGGCGAUAACUCCUUUCCGCGCAAGCAACUUUCCUUUCGCGGAGGUCAAACGUGUAUGCCAGGACUGCACUCUCGCUGGAUUCAAGGCAAUUUACGAAGCUGGACCUAAAAUUCCAUUUCGGUUUGUAUACUUCAGUGCCGAGGGUACUCCUCGGGAUCCAUCACACAGGCCAAUGUUCAUGGGGGACUAUCAAGUCAUGCGUUCUCAUACGGAAAACAUGGUGAUUGGAUUUCCAGGUCAAUACCCAGGGACUCAGAUCUGCAUUGCUCAGCCAGGAGUUGUGAUAAACUCAACAACCUGGUCCAGGGCUACUCUGGCCUUCUUGCUUCGUGGAGUUAACUUGUUUACGAGAAAAAUUCCAAAUGUGGAUCGAAGUGAGCUUUCAGCUGCGGUACUACAUCAGGCUGUUCAUGGGGUUGAGAGAGAGACUUUGUUGAAUGCAGACUUGGUUCGUCUCGGACAGCUCGCAUUGAAAGCAAGGGGGUAUUUAUAA
This is a messenger RNA of Penicillium malachiteum, 723 nucleotides long. RefSeq lists its product as uncharacterized. The transcript has 3 exons. The record is from RefSeq and is a predicted model, not a curated record. The coding region runs from base 1 to 723 and encodes 240 amino acids. NCBI's taxonomy places the organism in Eukaryota, Fungi, Ascomycota, Eurotiomycetes, Eurotiales, Aspergillaceae.